Molecule: messenger RNA, 831 nt
Organism: Dromiciops gliroides (monito del monte)
Lineage: Eukaryota; Metazoa; Chordata; Mammalia; Microbiotheria; Microbiotheriidae
Product: platelet glycoprotein VI-like
Exons: 4
Coding region: 1-831 (276 amino acids)
Source: RefSeq, a predicted model, not a curated record
AUGGCGUCCCAGCCCCUGCUGCUGCUGCUGCUCUGGCUAGGGCUGUGCCUGAGUACCGGGAUCGAGGCUUUGUUUUUCCGGGCGCCGGGGCCCGAGGUGAGGUUGCGGCCGAACGGCGUCCUGCCCCUGGGCCACGCCAUCACCAUCAGCUGCUACACGCCCCUCAAGGCCGACUACUUCCGCUUCUACAACGAGGACCUGUCCAGCUUGGACGAGCUGGGCGAGGAGAUCCCGGCCAUCUACCCGGGCCACGAGUGCCACCUCUACCACCCCGCGCUGCGCAUGGAGCACGCGGGCCGCUACCGCUGCGCCUACCGCCUGGGCGACGUGUGGUCCUUCAACAGCCCCCUCGUGAACAUCGUGCUCAUGAACAUUUACAGCCCGCCCCUCCUGACCUUGACGCCCACCGUGGUGAAGGUGGGUGGCACGGUGCGGCUGCAGUGCCAGCCCGUGGAGCACCAGUUCGUGUACUGGCUGGUGUUCAAGGGCAAGAUCUCCGAUAUCGACUUGAAGAACUACGUGGCCUACAAGAUCGCGCUGGAGCUGGACGUGGAGCUGAAGGACCUGCAGCCCAGCCAUUCCGGCGUCUACACGUGCUUCGCCUUCAACCAAAGCAACCAGCGCCUCUGGACCGAGCCCAGCAACUCCGUGAUGCUGACCGUCGGGGAGCUCAGUAAGCGGGGUGGGGGGGGCAGGGGGGGCGCCAGCGAGCCCCCUGCCCACACCUCCCCCUCUCUUCCCACAGAGGAACUCGCUCCCAGGCUUUCUCCCAGAGUCCAUCUGGCCUCCGCGGCCCUGGCCCUGAUCCCCCUGCAGAUCCAGUGGCCGUAG